AUGCACUUCGCCACUAUCCUCAGCAUCGCCAGUUUGGCUGCUGCCUCCCCCAUCACCCGCGAUACUCCUACAUCCACGCCUCCAACCUCCAAAUCACAAGGCUUUCAGCUCGUCGUCAACGUCACCGAUCUGAGUCGCGACUUCGCCCCUUCCAUCCAUCAAAAAUACAUCAAUAGCAUCCACGUCGGCGCCGGCCAGUCGCUCCUCGGCGUCGGCAGCAAACAAGACAGCCCGCGCACAUUCUACAUCAACGGCACUGCCCUCGACUUCCACUUCGCCAAUUCGACCGUCGUUUCUGACGCCGGCACCCCCCUCACGCCCUGGGGCAUCAGUCUCACCAAGGACAAGGGAUCUGAUAUCGCGAGCACUGCGCAUCUCAACGGCGGCCCGGGCGCCAAGGGCAUCGGCCUGACUCGCUGGUCUGUCCCGUACACGUUCAUGUACCCUGAGACAUAUGCCAUUUGCAACGAGAGCCUCGCCUACUACGGCGGCAAGAAGUUUUUGAUUGUCAAACAGUUCAACUUGGGUAUCAAGGGACUCGACGCUAUUCCCAAGACUUGUGUGCCCGUUCGGUUGUUCGCCCAGUGCGCUAAGCUGAAUGACUUGCCGAAGGGAUCCAUCUCCAGCCACAAGUUUGCGUAUGAAACCGAGUGCUAUGAGGAUGUUGCCGGUAUCGACUGGCCCAAGUACCGUCCUUGGUGA
Molecule: messenger RNA, 702 nt
Organism: Pochonia chlamydosporia 170
Lineage: Eukaryota; Fungi; Ascomycota; Sordariomycetes; Hypocreales; Clavicipitaceae
Exons: 1
Coding region: 1-702 (233 amino acids)
Source: RefSeq, a predicted model, not a curated record